Molecule: messenger RNA, 6364 nt
Organism: Eupeodes corollae
Lineage: Eukaryota; Metazoa; Arthropoda; Insecta; Diptera; Syrphidae
Gene: rho-5
Product: inactive rhomboid protein 1
Exons: 7
Coding region: 546-5312 (1588 amino acids)
Biological process (GO): regulation of epidermal growth factor receptor signaling pathway; regulation of protein secretion
Cellular component (GO): endoplasmic reticulum membrane
Molecular function (GO): serine-type endopeptidase activity
Source: RefSeq, a predicted model, not a curated record
UGUUUUUGGGCAGGACUUUUCCUAUUUCCGAUAUUCGAAUGAUUAUUAGAAUAGAAUAGAUAUCGAAAAUUUCCUGAAUAAAAAUAUACGAGUAUACAUGAAAAAUUGUGUUUGAAAAUAUUGCUAGUUUUUGUUUCAGUUGUUGGUUUAUGUAGCUGUGACUUUCUUUUAAAUCUGUAAAGAUUUACAAGUUUUGAUCCGAGAAGUUUUGUUUUCUUAAUUUAUCGAAUAUGAAUUGUUUGAUUCAAAUUAAAUAAAAAAAUAAAAAUCUGUAUUGCUGUCCCAUCCCUGUGUUGAUUUCGUUCGGAAACUGUGCUUGAACACAAAACAAAAAUUAAAAACAAAAAUAAACUAAUGUUUUGUUCAGAACAUUGACAGAUUUUUGUGAGUUCAUAAAAAUAAUUGCCUGAAAUUCUCGUUUCAUCACGAAUUAACAACAGAAUGCAAAGUUUUAUAUGUGUUAAUAAUUCGAUAAUACAGAAAAGGAAUAAAUAGGGGACGCAAUACAAAUUACCAAACCAAAAAUAGUUAAACAGAAGAGCCGGAUGUCUUCCGAUGACGGAAAUUCAUAUCAAAAGAGCAAUCAUCACCAAACGCACCUCCUUCAUCAUCCCAGUAGCAGCAUCCAUCACUCCCAAACAACGCUGCCGAAUCCCUCAUUAAGCUCAAGUAAAUACAGAGGGAGUGGAGGAUCAAAUAGCAAUCGCAAUUUGGCCCAAAAACAUCACCAUCAUCAGCAUCAGCAGCAAUCUUCUUUAAAGCAACAAUCAAUGUUGCUCUCAUCGACGUCAUCGGCGGUUUCAUCGUCAAAAUCGAGUGGAAUUAUUUCUACGUCUCAUCAACAUCAUAACCAACAGCAUUCUCAUUCACAAAACCUAUCAAAUAAUGAAAAUGCAUCUAAUUUGGCAAGCAAUUCCAUCAGUCGACGAAAAUCAUCAUUGACUUAUCAACAUCAACAAAUCAUGACGGCUACGACAUCGUCAGCAUCAGCUGAUGUUAUAGCAAUGGUGGAUAUCGGCGAUAUUGAUGUGGCGCGAAGCCCCAGUAGUUUUGCUUCUCCCAGCCGCUACAGUCCAAAUGCGAAUGACGGAGCAUUCCAUCACAUUGGAUCGAAGCUCUCUAUACAUCCAAUCGAUGCGCGAUAUGACGAUACAAUGACAUGUUGCCUGCCGCCACCGUCUCCAGCACCGAAUUGUGAUCGUUUUAUAAUGGGGAUUCCAUCGCCAUCGAGCUCUAUUAAUAGCAGUAGUCAUUUGAAUGAUACACAGCCAUCUUCUGCAUCGGCUUUGAUAAGUGGAUCUCAAUCAUCCUCAUCUUCCUCCACAACACAGCAGCAACAAUCAAUUGCGGGAGCGAAUAUCACACACAAAUAUAGUGGCGUGGGUAUGAAUAGCUCGAUACAACGCUCAAUGUCACCAAACUCGCGCUAUCGGUUGCCCGAACGUUAUCGUGAAAUCUCGCCUAAGUGUGAUAGAUUUGUGGCAUCACCUCAUUUUCUAUCGAACAGUACACCUCUUGUUUCGAAUGAUAUUUAUUUGUCUUCAAAUGUGCAUACACCUGUCAAACGCUAUGUUCCAACUCCUCCUCCAACAGAAGUUUAUUCAGAUAUUACCCAUCAUUCUACAUCAACGUCAUCGGCUUCUGCAACUGGCGCAAACUACCACACUCUCGUUAAAAGCCCAAACCUACCUCAUCAAACACAAUCUUCAUCCCAACAAACACAACAACAUAACAGUGUCAGCACUUUGCCGUAUCGUUUCCGCAUGAAAUGUUGUAUCAACGAGCAGCCAGUUUCCGUUUCCACGAAUUUAUCCACAUUGAGUCAAAAUACUCCACAUCAUGAACGAAUUGCUGCAGCAAAUAGUUUUGCCACAUCACCCCGUGUUCGAAGUGGUUUUAAGUGCUCAGCUACUAAUGAUACCACUGCCUCUGAACUGUCACCGCAAAGGCAGAAUGUUGCAAGCAGUUAUCAGCAACAGCAUGCAAACUCGGCAAUACCAAACAAUCUGCGUACACCUCGAAAUAGUUCGUGCAUUCUCAACGAUUAUGUUUCGCGUACACCAAGUAUAGAAUACAUUGGCUCAAGUGUUGGACGUAUCUUAACUCCAGUAAGCAUACUCUCAGAGCCCAGCAUCGGAGCAUGCUUGCAUUGUAAUACAAUAAGGCGAACGACCGGUGUACAUCAGACAACUCAAACAACAGGUCCUGUCAGUCCGGUACCAUUGCAGAAUUUGCCGGAGGUUUCAGACUUGGCUGAAAGUGCUACUUCAAAUGAGCUUACUUCAUCCACUUCCACCCCAUCCACAAAUGAAUCGCACAUUUCUCCACUGUCCCCAUCACAGCACUAUCAACAGCAUCAAGAACAGUUGCAAGUUUAUCAGAGAAACCCAGAAAUUAUUUGCGGGGAACAACAACGGCGCGUCCACACACACGUCAAUCGGAAUUUCCAGAAACAACAACUAGACCAACAUGAAGAACUUCUUCAUUAUAAAGAAGCCAUUGAUCAGCCAAAAGAUCUGCUUCAAGAACAACAGCAGCAGCAACAACAACAGCAACAACAGCACCAACAACAACAGCAGCAACAACAGCAACAACAACAGCAUGAACAUUAUUUGCAGCAACCAUCGCAAUACCAACAGCAACAGUUACAACUUCAGCACUCUCAGCAAUAUCAUCAGCAGCAACCAUCGCACAAUCAUAUAAGACACAUUGUAACAACGAACAAUGUAACAGGCUCAGGAGUUGGAGGUAUCCCCAACUCUUUGAACUCUAGGCAGCAAUUGCAACAUCGAUUUUCUCGCAAGCAACGUCUCAAUCAAUAUGUUCGCAAGCAAAUAUCAAAGUUCUUCGGUGUUGAUUCUCAAACUGAAAAUGAUGAACGUGCCAUAUGGUUAGGGCGGCAACGACGUUUCGCGAUCCGUCGCUUUGGUUCUCUAAAAACUGAAAGUGAACUGAACUCUAACAAUGGUCGAAGGCAUAAUGUUGUACAGCAGCCACCUACAGAACGACCCGAUAUUCUACCGGCACAAACCGAGGAGUCGCAAGCCCAGUCGCAUAUUAAUGUCGCCGACUUUAACCACGGCCAGCAUGUAGAGCGCAAGGCAUCGGUUCCCACCAUGAUAAUUUCAGGAAUGUCAUACAUAGUGCAGACGCUAAACAAGCGUCAGCACCGCAACCAGCGUCUUUGGUCACGUAGUUUUGCACCAGCGCAUGUUACGGCUAUCAAUGGUGAUAACCCGAGUGAUAUCUGUGAAGGUUUAACCACGUUGCAAGAAGAGGAUGUAUUCUUUGAUUCACCGGGAAACGAUUCAGGAAAUUUCAGUAACGUCACUGAAGGACGAGUAGCCAGCGCAAAAAUAAUAGAACACCAGCGCCAAAUUUACAUGGGUGAAAGAGUUCAUGGAUGGCGAACCUCAGCUAUUAUUGACCAGCAACUUAGCCAGCAACAGCAAACCAAUGGUGGCAACGGAUUAGGACUAGGAAACGCAGUAGGAAUGCAGCACCAAAUUGGUAGCCGAGGUAUUAGAAUUUCAUCGCAAUUGCUUGAUGGAGUUCUUGAAAAUUCGAGACGUCCAGUAGCCCGAAAAGUCAAACUGUUCUCUGUGCAGGAUCUCGAUGAUCGCAAUGAUCACCGGCCUUUCUUCACGUAUUGGAUUAACACAGUACAGAUUCUUGUCCUGAUAUUGUCUUUGAUUUGUUAUGGAAUCGGCCCCAUCGGCUUAGGAAUAGAACAAAAAACGGGCCAGGUCUUAGUGCCAAGCCUGAGUUUGCAGACAGUGCAACACCAUGAGCAACGAAAUGUUUGGAUUGGACCAAGAAAUAGUGAUUUAGUUCAUAUGGGAGCCAAAUUUGCAACUUGCAUGCGCAAGGACAUAAAAAUAAUGGAUGUUAUAUCAAAAACAAGGCGUCAGGAACGUGAGACUGCUUGCUGUAUUCGGAACGAUGAUUCGGGAUGCGUACAAAGUUCACAAGCCGAUUGUUCCGUUCGAGGACUCUUUCCAACUAAAUCUAUUUCCACAUGGAAGAAAUGGUCACCGGGAGAGUCCGGACCAGGUGGCAGAAUUUCCGGCUCAGUUUGCGGACUCGAUCCGAAGUUUUGUGAUGCUCCAGCUUCAAUAGCUCCAUACGAAUGGCCUGACGAUAUUACCAAGUGGCCGAUUUGUCGCAAAACCAAUUCGUUUUCUCAAAGAUUUCGUUUUAAGGACCACACGGCUGAGCAUAUGGUAUGCGAGGUGAUAGGCCAUCCGUGCUGCACUGGAGUUUUUGGCGAGUGCCGCAUAACCACUCGAGAAUAUUGUGAUUUCGUAAAUGGUUAUUUUCAUGAAGAAGCUUCUUUGUGCUCGCAGAUUUCGUGCCUCAAUAAUGUGUGUGGCAUGUUUCCGUUCUUUUCCAUAGAGGUGCCUGAUCAAUUCUACAGGUUGUUCACAUCGUUGUGUCUACACGCUGGCAUCCUACACUUGGCCAUAACAAUUGCCUUUCAGCAUGUCUUUCUUGCCGAUUUAGAACGCUUAAUUGGUCCAAUACGAACUGCAAUCGUCUAUAUCGGUUCUGGGCUUGCAGGAAAUCUAACAAGUGCUGUACUGGUUCCUUAUAAGCCUGAGGUUGGACCACUUGCUUCUCUCGCUGGGGUAAUCGCAUCGUUUGUUGUUCUUUUGAUUCUGAUUCACUGGAAGCAACUGCGAAAGCCGCAUUUAGCUCUUUUUAAGCUUAUUGUUAUCGGCGGUAUACUAUUUGGAAUAGGAACUUUACCAUGGCAAUUAAACUUUGCUGGUCUGCUGGCCGGCAUUUUCUGUGGAAUAUUCUUGACUAUUGCAUUAGUGCCAUUUGUGACAAUAACUAAAUAUGGCCGCAAGACAAAGAUCAAUCUCAUUUGGACUUGUAUAUUAUUCCAUUUAUUUAUCUACGCGGCAAUGUUGGUUAUUUUCUAUCUAUUUCCAACUGAAAUUACAUCGUUUAAUUUUGGAGACGUCAUAAAUAGUGGUUUCAAUUUGAACAGUGGCAGUAUUGAAAGUUUCCGUAAUAUUCAUGCAACGGCAAAUAACAACAAUAACAAUCAUCAUCAACAACAACAACAGCAGCAACAUCACCAUCACCAUCAUUCGGAUGAUAUUAUAACUAAUACGGUGUUAAGUGCACUGACAACAAAUAACGACAACAGUGCGCUGCAAUAUCAACAGCAAACGUUACAAUCACAACAAAAAACAUUUUAUCAUCGGUUGUUCAAUAGUAACAAUCACAAUCUCACCACCAUUAACAAUUAUUAUUAUUACAAUAAUAAUAAUCGCAGCAAUAGUAGAAACAACAAUAUGUAGAAUGAUGGGAAACUAAUACAACACAAUAAAUAUGGAUUACGAAAAAAACAAUAACAUCAAGCUGGAGAACAACAAGAUCAACUACAGGAAAAACAACAUCAACCAGGGGCCUGAUUAUGGGAUUCGCGGCGAAUCGUUUUGCUUUCGCUUUGUGCCUAUAGUGCCUGUCUAUACGUGUUGUGCUCACAACGUUGUGACGAGAGUUUGUGGGCAAGCGAGGAGCUGAGUAAAGGGACGGAAUUCUCAUGACUGGCUGUACAGUUCCUUUCUCAUUUCGUUCCGAAUUUCCCAUUUACCGCGUUUACAAGGAGAAUUGAAUCCGAAUUGAAUCAGAAUUUAAGGCCGUAUAGACCUGGAUCGGAUCGAAAUAGGAUUACUCGAUCCGAUCCCACUGAAAGAGGUGAAUCGAAUCGAAAAUUUGUUUGUAAACCUGAAUCGGGGAAUCGAGUUAUUGGUGUGUGAGGUCUUGCUUGUGUGCGUGCGAUAAGUUUUUUCUAUCUUGUGUGUUCUAAGCAAAAAUACUCCAUUUAAAUGGAGUAUUUUUGGUUAUAAGCUGAAUUUAAUUUGGCGCUCGUCUUUGUGUUGAAAGCAUUGUUUUAAAAUUUGAAAGUUAUUCUAGUAGCAGUACGCACAUAAAUACAACCCAAAUGUCAUUUCGAUUCCAUUUGAAUUCGAUUCCUCGAUUCAGUGCCACCAUAUACCUGGAUCGAAAUCUCAAUUCGAUUCGAUUCGAUUCCUCGAUCUCCUCUUGUAACCAGGGUAAUUAUUUUCUGUUCGUCGAUGUGAAAGGUAUCCUUGUUUUGCUCUUCGGCUUUGCACAUAUUGUAUACACUGGGCUACAUUGGCCAUUUAUUACCUAAUUUGGUCAAAAUGUUUUUCACUUGGUCAAAUGGUAAUUUUUUAUUCGAUUUGGUCAUAUUUUUCGGAAACGACAAAAGAUGUUUGAAAACUUGAAUAACGAAAACGUUCUUGUAACAUACUCACUUGGCUAAAUAGAAAUACCUGUUAAACUCAUUUAAGCAACUUUCUGCAUAUAAUAACUUUAUUAAAAA